AUGUCAGGACGCAGCCUAUCUGAUGAGUUCCGCGAGGAGCAUGCUAAUUUCUGGACCCUCAUGGAGCAGAUCAUCCAUGGCCUUAGGAACAACUAUCCAGCAAACCAAGACGAGAUCAUUGGCCGCAUGGGCCAGCUCAAUCUCCAGCUCUCAGCCCUUAGAAGAGCCGGAGAGAUGAUGGGCGCGAGUUACCCACCUAGCGACAUCCUCCGCGAUGCUCCUCCCCUGUACUUCACCGGCCGCGCUCAACGCCAUCAGAACUACUUCGGUACCGAAUUCGGUUACUCCUGUUGGUAUACCCAAGCCCAGUUGGGCUACUUCAUUGCAGACCUUCUCAAUCAGAGAGACCACACCCGCGUAGCAGACCAGCUAGAGCAGCUGCAAACGAGUUGGCUGUUGACGGAAAUGAGAGUCUUCCCCCGCCAACUCCCCACGCGCAAUCCUGUCGAGCAGCCAGUCAAUAUCGUGCACAUUGAUGGCCCACCAUACUAUAUACCAGGCGGUCCUGGACCACGCAUCAAGGCAGCAAGGACCAUUGGUCCAGUCCGCACACACCCACAUAUCCGUCUGCCCGCCCCGACCGAUACCAUUCACGGCGCGGCACGGCGAACACGGCAUCGCGCGGCACCAUACCCUGGCCGGGGUGUUCGCCGGGGUAACCCCCCAAUGCCUAAGCUGGCCCUCCCACUCCCUAAUAUCAUGCAAAAUGGCGAUGCUUCCCAUCUUCCACGACCGAAUCUUCCCGGUGUUCAGUCCCUUUUCGCUCCACAAACCCUCCCCGGUGGAAUUACCCUUCCCGCUGUACCUGCCGUAUCUAUGCCACCCCCACGUGGUAUGCAGAUCCCGUCUACUGUACCAGCACCAGCACCUAAUACUGGCGACACUUUGUCUGUUUUGAAUGCCAAUAUCACGGAUAUUUUGCAUAGAGACCGGUCCCGUCAGAACCCCGGCCCUGGACAAUAA
Molecule: messenger RNA, 963 nt
Organism: Penicillium concentricum
Lineage: Eukaryota; Fungi; Ascomycota; Eurotiomycetes; Eurotiales; Aspergillaceae
Exons: 2
Coding region: 1-963 (320 amino acids)
Source: RefSeq, a predicted model, not a curated record